CGUGUGCCUUUGCGUAAAAACUUUACUCUUUCUUGUGUUUGAUUCAAGUGCCUCCAGUUCGUUCACUUUUUACGCUGGAACUGGUAUCAGGGAGUUCGAUUCAUUCCGUGUCUUGAUCUCGUCUUGAUCACUCGUACGUCGAAUCGCGGUCGUAGUUACACAAUUACCAUUUCAGUGUAAUAUUCUCUGUGCAAUUAUAUUCAAUCGUCAUCGUCGCGUAAAACUCGAUCGGAUUCAGGCAGAUCGGUUUUUCGUGAUAGUGCGCGGCCCAGUUCCCCUGAAGGUUUUCGAAACCAGAGCAGUGAUAACAGCGCUAGUGCAUCAUCAUAGGAAGAUUCUAGAAGCAGUUCAUCAAAAUGGGUGUUCCAAAGGUCUACGUCGUCGGUGUCGGUAUGACCAAGUUCGAAAAACCCGGCCGCCGGGAGGACUUUGAUUAUCCACAGAUGGCCAAGGAAGCCGUGACAAAGGCGCUGAACGAUGCCCGUAUUCAGUACAAAGAUGUUCAGCAGGCCACUGUGGGAUAUGUCUAUGGCGAUUCGACCUGUGGCCAGCGUGCCCUGUACGAGGUAGGGUUCACCGGUAUUCCAGUCUACAAUGUCAACAACAACUGCUCGACGGGUUCGACGGCACUGCUGCUGGCCAAGCAGCUGAUCGAGACCGGAAACAAUGACUGCGUGUUGGCGCUUGGGUUCGAAAAGAUGGAACGGGGCUCGCUGACCUCGAAAUACAUGGAUCGUACCAAUCCGGUGGAGCUGUUGGUGUCCGCCAUGGCGGAAAAGCACGAUAUCACCGGCGCUCCCAUUUCCGCGCAGCUGUUCGGAAACGCCGGGCUGGAGCAUAUGCAGAAGUACGGCACCAAGCCAGAACACUUCGCCAAGAUUGCUUAUAAGAAUCACAAACAUUCCACCAACAAUCCCUAUUCGCAGUUCCAGGAUGAGUAUUCUUUCGAGCAGAUUGUUAAAUCGACACAAGUGCACGAGUACCUAACGAAACUACAGUGCUGUCCCACGAGUGACGGUGCCGCUUGUUGUAUUCUCGCUUCGGAAAAUUUUGUCAAGCGGUACGGUUUGGAAACCCAAGCCGUUGAGAUUGUUGCCAUGGAAAUGUCCACCGAUUUGCCGUCAUCGUUUAAGGAGGGCAGCGCAAUGAAAAUCGUCGGCUACGACAUGACCCGCAAUGCAGCCGAGAAAGUCUUUGCCAAGUCGAACUUCAAGCCUCAGGACGUCGAUGUAGUGGAACUGCAUGAUUGCUUUUCUGCGAAUGAGUUGAUCACAUACGAAGCGCUUGGUCUAUGUCAACCAGGCAAAGCCGCCGAAUUCAUCGAUCGGGGAGAUAACACCUACGGAGGUCGAGUCGUUGUGAACCCGAGUGGAGGUUUGAUUUCCAAGGGUCAUCCGCUGGGUGCUACGGGACUGGCACAGUGCAGCGAACUAUGCUGGCAACUGCGGGGCGAAGCCGAUAAGCGACAGGUUAAAGGGGCUAAGCUGGCUCUGCAGCACAAUAUUGGCUUGGGAGGUGCGGCCGUGGUGGCUCUGUAUCGACUUGGAUUCCCGUAUGCGAGGAAUCCGAUCAACAAGAAUUUAACGGCGGCGGGUAUGCUGAAGGAUACCGCUGAAGGUUUCUUGGUGACACCGUACAUGAAGUUGCUCGAGGAAGCAAUGGGUGAUGAUAAAGACAAUCUGAUCGAAAAGGUGCGGGGCAUCUACGGCUUCAAAGUUACGAAUGGACCCAACGGUGCGGAAGGAUACUGGGUGAUUAACGCCAAAACCGGAAAGGGUUCGGUUACUUACAAGGGAACAGACAAGCCCGACGUCACCUUCAUCAUCAACGACAUCGACGUGGUGGAUCUGAUUUCCGGCAAGUUGAACCCCCAGAAGGCCUUCUUCCAGGGCAAAGUGAAAGUGCAGGGAAAUAUGGGACUGGCAAUGAAACUGGUGGAUCUGCAGAACCGCGCCAAGUCUCGCAUUGAGGAACUCCGAGCGAAGCUGUAAACUCAUUGUUUUUGGGUUUUAUUAAAAAUCUAGGUUAGAAUAAGAUACAAAGUAAAAUAGUUGUCCUUACUUGGUUUCGUCGAGGCAUUUUUAAAAUGUGGUGAUUUAUUGUACACAUUAGAUUCAGAUAUUUUUUACACAUAAUAAAAUUCAUAUUGGUGAUAGUUAAAUACAA
Armigeres subalbatus is the source of this 2166-nucleotide messenger RNA. RefSeq names its product sterol carrier protein 2 (gene ScpX). The coding region runs from base 357 to 1991 and encodes 544 amino acids. Lineage: Eukaryota; Metazoa; Arthropoda; Insecta; Diptera; Culicidae. The transcript is spliced from 5 exons. Gene Ontology annotation, molecular function: acyltransferase activity, transferring groups other than amino-acyl groups. The record is from RefSeq and is a predicted model, not a curated record.